This is a messenger RNA of Podospora anserina S mat+, 1371 nucleotides long. RefSeq lists its product as uncharacterized. The transcript has a single exon. Gene Ontology annotation, cellular component: mitochondrion. The record is from RefSeq and is a predicted model, not a curated record. Gene Ontology annotation, biological process: mitochondrial proton-transporting ATP synthase complex assembly. Bases 1 to 1371 code for a protein of 456 amino acids. Lineage: Eukaryota; Fungi; Ascomycota; Sordariomycetes; Sordariales; Podosporaceae.
AUGCAUCCCCUCCCCCGACAGCUCCUUUCCUCCUCCCGCAGCCACCCACCACCCCUUUCCUCCGACCGGUUCGCCAACAUGGCGCCAGCAACGAGACUCUGCCUCACCCUGCCCCUCCGCGCGGCGGGGAGGAGGAGGACGGCGGCCUUCACGUCGACGAGGACGAUUCACAACAACCCCCCGAAACCGGCCAAAGUAGUACCCGUGUACGGCACCGGUCCCCCCCCCGAGCCUCCCACCCCGGCGGCAGAGUACGCGGUAGAGGAGCGCCUCGCGAGGAGGAAAAGACAGGCCGAGAUGCUCAGACAGGCAAGAGACAUUCGCAAGAACAACGGCAACAACAGCAAACCUGCCGACCCGAACGCGCCGGUGUUGAAAAGGAGGUUUUGGAAGGAUGUCUCCAUCAAGGAGGUUGUCGGUACGUACAUUCCCCCGCCCCCUUUUCGUCCCCCCACCUUUUGCUUUCUUUCUUUCUUUCUUUCUUCCUUUCUUUCUUUCUUGUGUGUGUGUGUGUGUGUGUGUGUGUGUGUUUGUACUGAUGAUGUGUGGUAUGGUGUAGGAGCCUACCAGAUCCACCUCGACUCCCGCCCCCUCCGGCACCCAACCACAAAAUCCAUCAUCCGCAUCCCCUUGUCCAAACCCCAGCUCGCCCACGCGCUGGCGGUGGAGUGGGACCAGUUGUUGUCUGCACAGGAGGCGACGAAGCAGCAUCUUAUCCCGCUUACGUCUUUGGUCUGCAGGGCGGUUGACAUUGGGGCUGAGGACGCUGCGCAUCCUGGCGGUCCUGGUCCGAUAAGGGAGUCUAUUGUCACCGGUAUGAUGCGGUAUCUCGACACGGACAGCUUGUUGUGCUGGGCGCCGCCUGCUGAUAGCACCAACCCCCACGCGCCGAGCAGUUACCUCAAUGAUGAGGGGAAGAGCUUGAGGGAUCUGCAAGAGGAGGCGGCGGGGGGUGUGGUGGGUUGGUUGACGAGUAAGGUCUGGCCGGGGGUGAAUAUCGUGCCGGUGUUGGAGGAUAGCGGGAGCAUACUGCCCAGGAAACAAGAGCCGGGGGUGAGGGAGGUGGUGCAGGGGUGGGUGUUGGGGUUGAGUUGCUGGGAGCUUGCGGGCAUCGAGAGGGCGACACUUGCGGGGAAGAGCUUGCUUACGGCCGCGAGGUUGGUUUGUGAGUGGAGCGAGGAGAGGCAAGACCUGACCCAGGGGGAGGAGAGAAAGUUUGGGGUGGAGGAGGCGGCGAGGGUGGUGAGCGUGGAGGUUGAGUGGCAGACCCGGAGGUGGGGAGAGGUGGAGGAUACACAUGACGUAGAGAAGGAAGAUUUGAGGAGGCAGCUGGGGAGUGUUAUCUUGCUUGUUGGGGGGACUGGGAGGUAG